This is a messenger RNA of Mercenaria mercenaria, 3499 nucleotides long. Its product is annotated as MOB kinase activator 1B. Gene Ontology annotation, molecular function: protein kinase activator activity. Lineage: Eukaryota; Metazoa; Mollusca; Bivalvia; Venerida; Veneridae. Gene Ontology annotation, biological process: positive regulation of protein phosphorylation; hippo signaling. The transcript is spliced from 4 exons. Gene Ontology annotation, cellular component: nucleus; cytoplasm. Bases 173 to 823 code for a protein of 216 amino acids. The record is from RefSeq and is a predicted model, not a curated record.
ACCUUACCUUUGGUUUCCGGUGCACUGUCAAACGCCAUAUUUGUUUUUAAAAUGUAAACAAAGAAUACAUCUUAAAACAUCGGACAUAUCUUACAAAAUAAAAAUUACAAGAUCACCCUAUCUCAUUAAAUGAUAAAUUAUCAAGCGUUUGUUGGGAUAAUCUGCUGAAAAUAUGAGCUUUCUCUUCGGCAGCCGGAGCAACAAAACAUUCAAGCCAAAGAAAAAUAUACCAGAAGGGACGCAUCAGUAUGACUUGAUGCAACAUGCAGCUGUCACGCUAGGCAGCGGAAAUCUUAGAUUAGCAGUUAUGCUGCCGGAAGGAGAAGAUCUCAAUGAAUGGGUUGCUGUCAAUACUGUGGAUUUUUUCAACCAGAUCAACAUGUUGUAUGGCACUAUCACAGAAUUUUGUACAGAAGAAACAUGCCCAGUGAUGUCGGCAGGACCAAAAUAUGAGUACCACUGGGCAGAUGGGCAAACUGUGAAGAAACCAAUAAAAUGUUCAGCACCAAAGUAUAUCGACUAUCUCAUGUCUUGGGUACAGGACCAAUUGGACGAUGAAACACUCUUCCCAUCGAAAAUUGGAGUGCCAUUUCCACGGAAUUUCCUAUCAAUUGCAAAGACAAUAUUAAAACGAUUGUUUCGCGUGUACGCACAUAUCUAUCACCAGCACUUCAAGGAGGUCAUGCAGCUGAGUGAAGAAGCCCAUCUGAACACAUCUUUCAAACACUUCAUCUACUUCGUACAGGAGUUUAAUCUAAUCGAACGCCGAGAGCUUGCUCCACUUCAAGAGCUUAUCGACAAGCUGACGAGUAAAGAUCGAUGAAACUGAGAUUUAAAAGCCAUUUUUUUAUGGAUGGAUGUUUGCCCUGCUUAAUGUGUGUAUGACACCAUCUAAUACAUGAUAUUUUAAAACUGUUGGACCACUUUGUGUUUAUUAUGUACAUGUACAGAAAAGCUUUGCGGAGUUUGUGUGAUAGUGCUUUUUACCCAUUUUUAUGUUUUUAGCUCACCUGAGCAAUGCUCAGGUGAGUUUUUCUGAUCGCUCGAUGUCCGGCGUCUGUCGUCCGUCGUCUGUCGUCUGUCGUCUGUCGUCUGUCGUCUGUCAACAUUUAGCUUGUGUAUGCGAUAGAGGCUGUAUUUUUCAAUUAAUCUUCAUGAAUAUUGGUCAGAAUGAUAACCUUGAUGAAAUCUAGGCCGAGUUCGAAAAUGGGUCAUCUCGGGUCAAAAACUAGGUCACUAGGUCAAAUCAAAGAAAAACCUUGUGUAUGCGAUAGAGGCUGUAUUUUUCAUUUAAUCUUCAUGAAUAUUGGUCAGAAUGAUAACUUUGAUGAAAUCUAGGCCGAGUUCGAAAAUGGGUCAUCUCGGGUCAAAAACUAGGUCACUAGGUCAAAUCAAAGAAAAACCUUGUGUAUGCGAUAGAGGCGGUAUUUUUCAAUUAAUCUUCAUGAAUGUUGGUCAGAAUGAUAACCUUGAUGAAAUCUAAGCGGAGUUCGAAAAUGGGUCGUCUCGGGUCAAAAACUAGGUCACUAGGUCAAAUCAAAGAAAAACCUUGUGUAUGCGAUAGAGGCUGUAUUUUUCAAUUCUUCUUCAUUAAUAUUGGUCAGAAUGAUAACCUUUAUGAAAUCUAGGCCGAAUUCGAAAAUGGGUCAUCUUGGGUCAAAAACUAGGUCACUAGGUCAAAUCAAAGAAAAACUUCGUGUAUGCAAUAGAGGCUGUAUUUUUCAAUUGAUCUUCAUGAAUUUUGGUCAGAAUGAUUGCCUUGAUAAAAUUUAGGCCGAGUUCGAAAAUGGAUCAUCUCGGGUCAAAAACUAGGUCACUAGGUCAAAUCAAAGAAAAACCUUGUGUAUGCGAUAGAGGCUGUAUUUUUCAAUUGAUCUUCAUGAAUUUUGGUCAGAAUGAUUACCUUGAUGAAAUUUAGACCAAGUUCGAAAAUGGGUCAUCUGGGGUCAAAAACUAGGUCACUAGGUCAAAUCAAAGAAAAACCUUGUGUAUGCAAUAGAGGCUGUAUUUUUCAACUGAUCUUCAUGAAAUUUAGCCAGAAUGAUUACCUUGAUGAAAUCUAGGCCGAGUUCGAAAAUGGGUCAUCUGGGGUAAAAAACUAGGUCACUAGGUCAAAUCGAAGAAAAACAUUGUGUAUGCAAUAGAGGAUGUAUUUUUCAAUUGAUCUUCAUGAAAUUUGGUCAGAAUGAUUGCCUUGAUGAAAUCUAGGUCAGUUUUGAAUAUGGGUUAUCUGAGGUCAAAAACUAGGUCACUAGGUCAAAUUAAAGAAAAAUCUUGUGUAUGCGAUAGAGACUGUUUUUUUUUAAUUGAUUUUUAUGAAAUUUGGUCAGGUUGAUUGCCUUAAUGAAAUCUAGGUCGAAUUUGAAUAUGGGUCAUCUGAGGUCAAAAACUAGGUCACUUGGUCAAAUCAAAGAAAAAACUUCUGUAUGUGAUAGAGGCUGUAUUUUUCAGUUGAUCUUCAUGAAUUUUGGUCAGAAUGAUUGCCUUGAUAAAAUCUAGGUCGAGUUUGAACAUGGGUCAUCUAGGGUCAAAACCUAGGUCAUGUCUAAGAAAAUGCUUGUUUUAUCACAAGAGACCAAUUUUUUGGUCCAAUCUUAAUGAAAAUUGGUCAGAAUAUUUGUUUCCAUGAAAUCACUAGGUCAAACAUGUUUUACACUGUUAUGGAGUGUUUCUUAGGUGAGCGACCUAGGGCCAUCUUGGCCCUCUUGUUUUUUAUUUUAUUAGACAUUCUGAAUUUAGAUGUGCACUUGGUUAUGGUUAUAUUGCUGGGUGUAGUAAUAUUUCCAUAUUGUACUGGAGAUUGAGGGAGAAAAAGAAACUUACAUUUGUAGCAAUAUUAGAAAAAAGGGCAAGUUUAGAAAUGUUUGUAUUUUAAUUUAUGGAAUACACCUGUCUCAUAAAUAGAUUUUUGUUUUCGCUUUACAGACAGGGUCUGUGUUCAGGGUUUUGUCUGAUAUUUCCACAGACUUUGGGUGUCUCUUCAUAUGAAUGGUUCUCUACCAAAAAAGUUCUGGAAGAUAGUAAGAGGGGUGCAGACUUUGAACUAUAUAAAUAGAUUUAAAAAGUUACAACUUUGAAUUUUCAGAGAUUUUUGAAUAAGUCUAUAGAGAUCCUUUGAAAGUACAGGAUGCAACAUAUCAAAAUAGUUGCAGUCUCAGUUUGAUCAGGUCUGUUCAUGAGAGUUAAUGAACUUGUAUUAUAAAAGUAUUUUGAAUGGACUCGAUGAUCCCAAGAAUUGAAAUAAUAAAAAACACCCAAGUAGUUUUGGCAAUAUUUACAGUCGUCUGAUGAACACAGGCCUAGGCUUUGUAGAAAAAAUCUGAGUUGGGACUUACUGGUCACAGCACAAUGCCUAAAUUUCAUACAGAUGCUGUUGAAUACAGGUCCAAGCUAUGUAGAAAAUACUGUUUUGUAGAAAAAUGGUUUAUAUUGGAAAAUGAGUGCAAUAUACAUUUUCAGGCUUAAUGUGCUAUGAAAACUGAGCCAUGCCAUGAGCAAA